Molecule: messenger RNA, 3198 nt
Organism: Pipistrellus nathusii (Nathusius's pipistrelle)
Lineage: Eukaryota; Metazoa; Chordata; Mammalia; Chiroptera; Vespertilionidae
Source: the annotation of a GenBank genome assembly
AUGUCUGCCGGGCGCCGCCGCGGUCCCCGGGGCAGCCGGGCGCAGCCGCUCGCGCCCCGCUGCUGCUGCCUCUGGGCCGCGCUGGGGAUGCUGUGGUCCCCCGGCUCCCAGGCGUUCAACUUGGACGAGGACAAGGUCACGGUGUACAGCGGCCCGGAGGGCAGCUACUUCGGCUACGCGGUGGACUUCCACCUCCCCGCCGCUCGCACAGCCAGCGUCUUGGUGGGAGCGCCCAAAGCCAACACCAGCCAGCCAGACAUCGUGGAGGGGGGAGCCGUCUAUUACUGCCCUUGGCCCGCCGAGGGGGCUGCGCCCUGCAAGCAGAUACCUUUUGACACCACCAACAACAGAAAGAUCAAAGUUAAUGGAACCAAGGAACCCAUAGAGUUUAAAUCAAACCAAUGGUUUGGAGCAGCAGUGAAAGCUCACAGAGGGAAAGUGGUGGCUUGUGCUCCAUUAUAUCACUGGAGAACUCUGAAAUCCACACCAGAAAAGGACCCAGUUGGCACUUGCUAUGUAGCAAUUCAGAAUUUCAGUGCAUAUGCUGAAUACUCUCCUUGUCGGAACAGUAAUGCUGAUCCUGAAGGCCAGGGUUACUGCCAAGCAGGAUUUAGUCUGGAUUUUUAUAAGAAUGGAGACCUCAUAGUGGGAGGACCUGGGAGUUUUUACUGGCAAGGUCAGGUGAUCACAGCCAGUAUUGCAGACAUCAUUGAAAAUUACUCAUUCAAGGAUAUUCUAAGGAAACUGGCUCGAGAAAAACAGACGCAAGUGGCCCCAACUUCCAACGAUGAUAGUUACCUCGGAUAUUCAGUUGCUGCUGGGGAAUUUACAGGAGAUGCUCAGCAAGAAUUGGUUGCUGGAAUUCCAAGAGGAGCACAAAAUUUUGGAUAUGUUUCAAUCAUUAACUCUACAGAUAUGACCUUUAUCCAGAAUUUCACUGGUGAACAGAUGGCAUCUUAUUUUGGAUAUACAGUUGCAGUAUCAGAUGUUAACAAUGAUGGGAUGGAUGACAUACUGGUUGGGGCGCCUCUCUUUAUGGAACGUGAAUUUGAGAGUAACCCCAGGGAAGUGGGUCAAGUUUACCUGUAUAUGCAAGUGAGCGCUCUCAUCUUUGAAGACCCACAGGUGCUCGCAGGCACGGAGGUUUUUGGGAGAUUUGGUAGUGCUGUGGCUCCCUUAGGAGACCUGAAUCAAGAUGGAUACAAUGAUGUUGCCAUUGGUGCGCCCUUUGCAGGCCAGGAUCAAAGAGGCAAAGUGUUCAUUUACAACGGGAACAAACAUGGCUUGAACACCAAGGCUUCCCAAAUUUUGCAAGGAGCGUGGGCAUCACAGGCUAUCCCUUCUGGCUUUGGCUACACUUUACGAGGAGACUCGGACAUAGACAAGAACGAUUACCCAGAUUUAAUUGUGGGUGCAUUCGGAACAGGAAAAGUAGCUGUUUAUAGAGCGAGACCAGUGGUGACAGUGGAUGCCCAGCUCCUGUUGCACCCAGUGAUAAUCAACCUGGAAAAUAAAACUUGCCAGAUUCCAGAGUUUAUGACUUCUGUGGCCUGCUUUUCCUUAAGAGUAUGUGCAUCUAUAGAAGGCCAGAGCAUUCCAAACACAAUAGGCCUGACUGCCGAGGUGCAGUUAGAUUCCCUGAAGCAAAAAGGCGCCAUUAAACGCACACUCUUCCUUGACAACCAUCAGUCACAUUUCAUCUUCCCUCUCAUGAUAAAGCAGCAGAAAUCCCGCCAGUGCCAGGACUUUGUGGUUUACCUGCGAGAUGAAACUGAAUUUCGAGAUAAAUUAUCUCCAAUCAACAUUAGUUUGAAUUACAGUUUGGAUGAGUCCACCUUUAAAGAAGGCCUGGAAGUGAAACCAAUGUUGAACCACUACAGGGAAAAUGUUGUUACUGAACAGGCUCACAUCCUGGUGGACUGUGGAGAAGACAACAUGUGCGUUCCUGACUUGAAGCUGUCAGCCAGACCAGAUAAGCAUCAGGUCAUCAUUGGAGAUGAAAAUCACCUUAUGCUCAUCAUCAAUGCAAGAAAUGAAGGUGAAGGAGCCUAUGAAGCGGAGCUCUUGGUGACGAUACCAGAAGAGGCAGAUUAUGUUGGGAUUGAGCGCAGCAGCAAGGGAUUCCGACCCCUGAGCUGUGAGUACAAGAUGGAAAAUAUAACCAGAAUGGUGGUGUGCGACCUUGGGAACCCGAUGGUGGCUGGAACAAAUUAUUCUCUGGGCCUCCGAUUUGCAGUUCCACGUCUUGAGAAAACAAACGUGAGCAUUAACUUCGAUCUUCAAAUCAGAAGUUCCAACAAGGAUAAUCCAGACAGCAAUCUUGUGAGCCUGCAAAUCAACAUCACUGCUGUAGCUCAAGUAGAAAUAAGAGGAGUCUCCCACCCUCUGCAGAUUGUUCUGCCCAUUCAUAACUGGGAGCCGGAAGAGGAACCCCGCAAAGAGGAAGGAGUUGGACCAUUGGUGGAACAUAUUUAUGAGUUGCACAAUAUUGGACCGAGUACCAUCAGUGACACCCUUCUGGAGGUGGGCUGGCCAUUCUCUGCCCGGGAUGAGUUUCUUCUUUAUAUUUUUCAUAUUCAAACUCUGGGACCUCUACGAUGUCAAACAAACCCAGAUAUCAACCCACAGGAUAUAAAGCUUGCUGCUCCACAAAAGGACACCCCUGAACUGACGGCAUUUUUGCAAAACUCAACCAUCCCUCAUCUUGUUCAGAAAAGGGACGUGCCGGUGCCGGUGCCCGAGCUCCGCAGACAGAGCCCCCCCAAAAUCCUGAAUUGUACAAAUAUCAAGUGCUUACAGAUCUCCUGUGCAGUGGGACGACUAGGAGGAGGAGAAAGUGCAGUCCUGAAAGUCAGGUCACGGUUAUGGGCCAAGACAUUUCUCCAGAGAAAGAAUGAUCCCUAUUCUCUUGCAUCCCUGGUGUCCUUUGAAGUUAAGAAGAUGCCUUAUAAAGUCCAGCCAGCAAAACUCCCAGAGGGAAACAUAGCAAUUAAGACAUCAGUUAUUUGGGCAACACCAAAUGUUUCCUUCUCAAUCCCAUUGUGGGUGAUAAUACUGGCGAUACUUCUUGGAUUAUUGGUUCUGGCCAUUUUGACUUUGGCUUUAUGGAAGUGCGGAUUCUUUGACAGAUCAAGACCCCCCCAAGAUGAUAUGAAUGACAGGGAACAGCUGACAAAUGAGAAAACCCCUGGUGCUUGA